CAAUCCCUUUUUCUUUAAGAAAAGAACAGUUUGAUUCUUGAACAGAAAAUCCCGGAAAAUACAGAGAGAAACAUGGCCCAGAAAGAUGAAGAUUUUGUUAUUGUGAAAGAAGAACCCGUAUUACUUAUUGAUGAAGAAGAGAAUUUUGACGGUGGAGGUGUUGGGUUUUGCGUAGAACCGCCAAAGCCGAUAGAGGGGCUGAGGGAAGUGGCGCCGCCGCCAUUCUUGAAGAAGACAUACGAAAUGGUGGAUGAUCCGAACACGGACUCUGUAUUAUCUUGGAGUUCAACAAGGAAUAGUUUUAUCGUUUGGGAUCCUCACAAAUUCUCUAUGGAUUUGCUCCCUAAACACUUCAAGCACAAUAAUUUCUCCAGCUUCGUUCGCCAACUCAAUACUUACUGUUUCAGGAAGAUCGAUUCUGAUAGAUGGGAAUUCGCGAACGAAGGAUUUCAGCGAGGGGAGAAACAUUUGCUGAAGAACAUUAAGAGAAGAAAACAGCAUUCCCAAAUAAUUCAUCAACAAGUAGCAGCACAAUCUUGGUUAGACUCGUCCAAUUACGGACUAGAAAACGAACUUGAAAGGAUGAGAACGGAUCAAACUACAUUGAAAACGGAAAUCUUGAAACUAAAGCAGCAGCAAGAGAACAUGGAAAAUUAUCUGUCGUCUGUUGAAGAUCGUCUGCAGAACGCUGAGAAGAAGCAGAGAAUUACAGUUCUUUUCCUGGUUAAAGUGUUGAAGGAUCCUCUCUUUUUGCAGUACAUCAAGAAAAGGAGGCUGAAAAAUGCACUAAACAAAUUCGGGAUGUUGAAGAAAAGGAGAUUAAUGAAGGACAUUGAUCGAAGUGUUCAAGAAGAAUUGACACCAAUACAAUCAGAGAUUCAAGCAUUAUUCUCUUCGGACGAUUCUGGGAGUCCUACACAGGACCAUAAGGUUGAAGCUUCCCCUGAGACGAAUAGUACAGAUUUGAACUCGGAGAAUUUCAUACUGUGGGAGAAACUCAUGGAAGACGAUAUGAUUUAUGAGGAAAAAGCAGAAGGUGAAGCAGAAACAGCGAAGCAACAGUCUGAUAUUGUUCUUGAAUUGGAGGAUUUAAUUGCAAAGCCACCAGAAUGGGAUAUGCAUAGGAGAAACCUAGUCUAACCGUAAUUUUCAUCCAUUUCUAUGCUUUUACACGGAGUUGCUGUUUUGCAAUGUAUAUGAUUUAUGUUGCCAAACAAGAAUGUAUAUCUGGUAGUUAUGGAGUGUUUUGUAUACACCCUUAAUUGCUUAAACUUUUAGAUAUGGAGUAAUUUAUGAACUUCUAGCUUUAGGCUUGUUCCAGUCUGUCAACUGCUUAAAACUUUUAGAUGAAGUAGUUUAUGCUUUGAUUGCAUUUAUUUCAGACAUUUUGUGUGGUGGAUCAUAUUUGCCAAUUUUUGUUACAAAGGGAUGUAUUUUCAUCCUAAUAUCAUA
This is a messenger RNA of Olea europaea var. sylvestris, 1452 nucleotides long. Its product is annotated as heat shock factor protein HSF30-like. Bases 73 to 1140 code for a protein of 355 amino acids. Gene Ontology annotation, molecular function: DNA-binding transcription factor activity; RNA polymerase II cis-regulatory region sequence-specific DNA binding. Gene Ontology annotation, biological process: regulation of transcription by RNA polymerase II. NCBI's taxonomy places the organism in Eukaryota, Viridiplantae, Streptophyta, Magnoliopsida, Lamiales, Oleaceae. Gene Ontology annotation, cellular component: nucleus. The record is from RefSeq and is a predicted model, not a curated record. The transcript has 2 exons.